UGUUGCUCUGUCUGCGUGAGAGCUUUAUCACAAAUCAGAGUGUCGGCGUCUGCAGAAGUUUACAGGGCAAGAGUUCACCGCUUUGUCGCUAAAUCCGGGAGUUCCUCUCAGUUUCAUGAUAGCUGGCGAAGUUUACAGGCAAAAACUGGAACUCAUGACAACUUCGAAGGAGCCGCUGUCCGCAAAAAUAACUCCAGCCUUACUCAUGGAUAUAAAUUAAACCCGUGAAAUACAGCGGAUACUUUGAGCCGGUGUGGAAGGCGGUGUUUUCAUUGGCUUUACGGACAGCAACGAAGAUUCCCUUUUAAACGAGGAGAGUUUUCGGGGGGUAUUUUAGGGAGUGGGGCCCGAGACAUGAUGUCCAUCGGAGCUAAAAGCUGACGCUGUAGAAUGAGAGAGGAUGGAAGAGACAGACAACCCUGCCCCCGUGAGCAACCCUAAUGGGUUUGUCAACCGAGUGUUUAAUGUUUCUCUGGAUGUGGAGAAUGAGAGCAGCAGUGUUUAUAUUGAGGAGGCUGGGCCAGGGCCUGCAGAGGGGCAGAGAGACCCCCAGGCUGCUUCUUCUCAGACCCCUGUCAAGGACAGCCAGGAGGUCAACCGGAGGCCCCGUGCUACAGGGGGCAUCUGGAAGAUGUUGAACCGAAAGAGAGCGGGUUCAGAGCUGGAGCGCAGACCCCACUCCAUGAUCCUGCCCGGGGAGGCUUCCAUCCCUAAACUCUCCUUUGCUGACAAAGUUCGCUCCUUCAAGAAGCUUAAAUCCCCUAUUGUGUUCCGAGGGAAGACGGGAAAAUUGUCCACUGCCAGGUUCGGCAGCUCCUUUGUGGAUGAGGACUCUUUCUGCCACGACAUUGGCACACCACAGCAGUCAAGCAGGGGCACUCUUAGAAACCGUGGCAAGAGGCACUCCUAUGCAGGCUACACAGCAGAAUUUGAAUGCUCGUUUGAAGACAUCGACCUCACAGCUACUUUAGAUAGACACCAGCGCAUUGUGACAGGGGAGACUGUGACUCAGAAUGGUUGUAAACCACCAGAAAGAGUCUGCUAUACUAAAAGAAACCACAACAACUCUACCAACUGUAACAAAACUGCUGCAGGCUGCGAGGAGCCGAGCAUUAAAGGUAGCCCGAGCACCCACCAGGGUCAGGGAAGGAAGAACAAAGAUGUGUGGAGUUACCUGAGGAGGAUCUCCCUGUUGGGGAAGGCCAAUCCCGUCUUUUCAGAGAGGAGCUUUGACUCAGAGCUUCCCUCUUGGGACAAGACCAUGGACUCAGAAUACGGUUCUGUGGACUUUGAGAACGUCAAAGACUUUCAACCGCCGCCCCCGAAACACUCCACUGACACCAAGGGGCACUUUGGUGGUCUGUUCAAGUUUUUUAACAGUGUAGCAGAGACAGCCAGGAAGUGGCGGACCACAUCACACUCCUUUGCUCCUCCAGAGGGAGAGAGGACGCCGAUGAGCUCACCACAGCCCACAGUGGACAACAUUCACAGUGUUUCCCUGACACUCCACAGUGAUGGGCUUCCAAAAUCCCAACCAGCAACACCAGCGACCGCUAAAUCCUCGCACACAAGUAGCCUUGAGAGGGAGGAUCCAGCACCUGAGACAGGUGGACGGUCCACUCAAGUUGUCCUGAGAGCCUUUAGGGCAUACUCAGGAUCUCGAGCUGUUAAUGGCCUUCAGAGGUCAGAGGGUGCAGAGACACAUUUAGAGACAAACCACAGGUCCACAGCCAUAGUAGAGAAUAAUUCCCCAAAACCAGGUCCAACUACACAUACCAAAGAAGAAGAAGAGGUCGAAAAGGAUCCAUUAAACUGUCUCUGUCCAGAGGAAAAGGUAGAGGGACAGACAGGAAAUGACCCAGAUUCCAGGGAUGCUCCACCUGACUCCCACCCGUUACAGGAAGUGAGUGUCCAAUCACAACAAGGUGAUAAAGAAAGCACCACCAAUAGCGUGCCAGCAUCAGAUUCCACAGAGGAGAUAUUUAAGCUGUGUGAGCAGAUUGCCAGCCAGACAGGCUGUGGUGUGAUGCAGACCCCCGCCCGCCCCAGCACAGAGAAGACCUCUGUUCCCCACAAGCCCCCGCGCCCUCGCCCUCGUCCUGUCUCUGCUGUACUGGACCUGCGGGGGCUCAACAACCUGGACCGAGACCUCUACAGCCACUACAGUGAGGUCGGCUCGCUCUGCCGGCGGAGACGCAGGCCUGCUCCCAGCAUGCACCUCUCUCCGGGGCCGAGGCGGACGGCUGCUCGCUCCAGGCCUUGCUCAGUCAUAGAGACCGGUGUUACUAGGGAGAUGCAGUCCACGGAGCUGCACCACAGAGCCUUGUCUCGCCCCCCGGGUGUGUCCCCGUUAGAGCCCCCACUGAGGGCGUCUCUCCAGCGGUGCCGCUCCCUGCCGCUCCCCCCCAGCACUCUCUCUGCCUUGGCUCUGCUCCUGCCCAAGUCAGACAUGGGUCAACCUUCGUCGUCGUCGGUGCGCCUGCGGUCCGGAGGCUCCGGCAGCUGCAGGAGGGGGAGGCUGCUGAGGCCCGGAUCAGAACCACUGCAGGUCAACAUAUUGAUAAGUGGAGGUUCAAUCGUCAACGCUGAGGCGGUAUGGGACCAUGUGACCAUGGCGGACCGGGAGUUGGCGUUUAAGGCCGGUGACGUCAUCAAGGUGCUGGACGCCUCCAACAAGGACUGGUGGUGGGGCCAGAUUGACGAGGAGGAAGGAUGGUUCCCUGCCAGCUUCGUACGGGUGGAACCCCACCCUCCUCAGCCCCAAACAAAACAGGUUUUCUAUCUCAACCCCAUAGCAACUCCACGGUUCCAAAACACCACGUCAAAGCUGUGGGUGAAUCAGGAGGAUGGGGGAGGGGAGCCAUCCGAGGGGACCAGUGAGGUGCAGAACGGGCACCUGGACCCGACCAAUGACUGCCUAUGUCUGGGCUCGCCCCUCCAGAACCGGGACCAGAUGAGAGCCAACGUCAUCAACGAGAUCAUGAGCACAGAGAGACACUACAUCAAACACCUCAAGGACAUCUGCGAGGGCUAUUUGCGCCAGUGCAGGAAGCGUGUGGACAUGUUCAAUGACGACCAGCUGAAGGUCAUCUUCGGGAACAUCGAGGACAUCUACAGGUUCCAAAUGGGCUUUGUUAGAGACCUGGAGAAACAGUACAACACAGACGACCCCCACCUUUCUGAAAUCGGGCCGUGCUUUUUAGAACACCAAGAUGGUUUCUGGAUCUAUUCUGAAUACUGUAACAACCACUUGGACGCCUGUAUGGAGCUGAGCAAACUGAUGAGGGAUGGGAGGUACCAGCACUUCUUCGAGGCCUGUCGCCUCCUCCAGCAGAUGAUCGACAUUGCCAUCGACGGCUUUUUGCUCACCCCUGUCCAGAAAAUCUGCAAAUAUCCACUCCAGCUGGCUGAGCUUCUCAAAUACACUGCGCUGGAGCACAGUGAUUAUCGAUACGUGGCAGCGGCGCUGGCAGUGAUGCGGAACGUCACUCAGCAGAUCAACGAGAGGAAGAGGAGACUGGAGAACAUCGACAAGAUCGCCCAGUGGCAAGCCUCCGUUCUGGACUGGGAGGGCGACGAUAUCUUGGACAGGAGCUCGGAGCUGAUCUACACCGGGGAGCUGUCAUGGAUCUAUCAGCCGUACGGGCGCAGCCAGCAGCGAGUCUUCUUCCUCUUUGAUCACCAGCUGGUCCUCUGUAAGAAGGAUCUGAUUCGCCGGGACAUCCUGUACUAUAAGGGCCGCAUCGAUAUGGAUCGCUACGACGUGCGGGACGCCACAGACGGGCGCGACGACGACUUCAACGUCAGCGUGAAGAACGCCUUCAAAUUGUGCAACAAAGACAGCGAGGAGAUCCACAUCUUCCUGGCCAAGAAGCCGGAGGAGAAGAACCGCUGGCUCAGGGCCUUCCACGAGGAGAGGAAGAUGGUGCAGGAGGACGAGAAAAUCGGUUUCGAGAUCUCUGAGUACCAGAAGCGGCAGGCGGCCAUGACAGUGAGAAAGGUGACCAAACAGAAAGGUGUAAACAGGUGCACGCCCCCCUCAUACCCGCCCCCGCAGGACCCCCUCAGCGCGGGCCAGUAUGAGGUAUCGGAGGACAUGGCACAAGGAGAGGUUUUUGAAUUCAGUCAAUCCAAAAGAGGCCAGGCUCCUUUCUGGCAGAAUUUUAGUAGAUUAGCUCCAUUUAGGAAAUAGAGAUACGCGGACUCUUCUGAAGGACCAGAUAUUUUUCUUAGACGCACUAAACACUGGAUGAUCCUGACCCAUCAUGAAGAAAAAUACGACAAACACACACAAGAGACUUUUGAAAAAUGAAGGACUAUUGUGAAUAUGAUCGGCAAGAGGACUGAAGACUUUGGAUUUAAACAUUUAAAAACGUUACGAUUCAUAUAUGUUAGCAACGUUAUAAGUUAUCACGCUUCUCCGGCUGAACUCUUUCCCCCUCGGAUUCUGCAUCCUCACGCCAUCUGAAUGUCCUGGAGUUAUUUACAUUGUUAUAUCAAUUCAUUUUGAAUCCAUCGUCUGGAGAGAGAAGGCAGAGCCGGGGCAUUUCCUCGUAGUAAGAUCGUGAUAGAACAAGCUGACAUGUUGCUGCUAUGUGAGAUUGCUUGUUUGCAUUCUUCUGAAUGUGAGGUUGAAUAAUUGACAGCUGACGAAGGACCCGCGGAAGCUCGGCGUCAUCUCUGAUCCAUUCUGCCACUGAUCUCAGAGCAGCCAUGCCAUCACUGUGUCUGCCCCCCCUCCUUUACUCCCCUCUCUAGCUGUCCGCAUUAUAGUAACCCUCUCUUCACCCAGUAUGACGUUCUCAGUGUUUCCCUCGCUCUCUCCUCUCUAUCUCCCGCUCCAUCCUCAGUGAGUCACAGGCUCUCAGAGGAAACAGCUUCAUUCUCUUGGCAGGCUGCCAUCGGCCACGAUACGACGGGUCAGGGAACAAAUCGAUAGAUGGGAACAUCAAUAGAAUAUUUUCAUCCUUUCA
Notothenia coriiceps (black rockcod) is the source of this 4973-nucleotide messenger RNA. Its product is annotated as rho guanine nucleotide exchange factor 9. The record is from RefSeq and is a predicted model, not a curated record. NCBI's taxonomy places the organism in Eukaryota, Metazoa, Chordata, Actinopteri, Perciformes, Nototheniidae. The transcript has 15 exons. The coding region runs from base 401 to 4192 and encodes 1263 amino acids. Gene Ontology annotation, molecular function: protein binding; guanyl-nucleotide exchange factor activity.